AUGGAAGAUCUCGAAACUCCCACCACCACCACUACAGCCACCGACGCCGUUGCACUAUCGGACCUCCACAACCCCGACAAUGGCGAAACCGCAACUACCCAUGAACCUGACACAUUUUACGAAGACUUCGACAGCACUUGCUCAACUCCUUACGUUAGCGCUCCGUCCAGUCCCGGCCGUGGACCACCGGCAAGUGGGUUCUACUACAGCGCUCCGGCGAGCCCUAUGCAUUUUAUGUUGUCUACCUCCAAUACAAGCACUUCAAUGUGUUCCAAAACCGAAGGAACAACGGUUAUGUCCAGUUCUUUUGAAUUCGACUUCUCUGCGAGACUGGCCACGAAUGGGCUGGCCUCUGGUGGGUCGAUGAGCUCCGCCGAUGAGUUGUUCUUGAACGGCCAGAUCCGGCCUAUGAAACUCUCCACCCACCUGCAAAGACCUCAGAUUCUGGCUCCAUUGCUCGAUCUGGACGAAACUAACGGCCUAAAUUGUGAAGAUUUUGAAAAUAAUGAUGAAGAAAAAGUGGGUAGAGGACGAGAUCUGAAAUUACGAGACAGAUCUAUACGGAGGAGGACUAGAUCUAUGUCGCCAUUGAGGAGUUCAUCCUUCCAUUGGCAUGAAGAUGACGAUAGUGAAGAUCGAGAAGGCAAAUCUACUGAAGUAGGUACUGAGACUAAGGAUGUUGAAGGUAAGCAGAGUGAAACGAUGCCCUCUCGGUCGUCUUCUUCCUCGAGGUCUUCGUCAAGGAGGUGGGUUUUCUUGAAAGAGUUUCUAUACAGAAGCAAAAGUGAAGGAAGAAACAAUACCCACAAGUUCUGGUCUUCUCUAUCGUUUUCACCGGCCAAAGAGAAAAAAAGUGACAAAAUUUCAUCACCCACAGCACCAUCUAACCCACCUGCUUCAACAACGGCGGCUAUGGAGAAGAAGAAAGAGAAACAAGGUAUAAAAGAGGCAAAAAAAAAGAGAUCGACAAAUGGGAAGGUGGCGAAUGGUGUUGGGAAGAGGAGGAUGGGUGGUCCGUCAGCUCAUGAGUUGCAUUACACAUCGAAUAGGGCUCAAGCGGAGGAAAUGAGGAAGAAGACAUUCUUACCGUACAGGCAAGGCGUGCUUGGGUGUUUGGGUUUUAGUUCUAAGAGCUAUGGUGCUAUGAAUGGGAUAGCGAGAGCUCUGAACCCUGUUUCUUCGAGGUAG
Molecule: messenger RNA, 1188 nt
Organism: Ilex paraguariensis (yerba mate)
Lineage: Eukaryota; Viridiplantae; Streptophyta; Magnoliopsida; Aquifoliales; Aquifoliaceae
Source: the annotation of a GenBank genome assembly